Molecule: messenger RNA, 2104 nt
Organism: Schistocerca piceifrons (Central American locust)
Lineage: Eukaryota; Metazoa; Arthropoda; Insecta; Orthoptera; Acrididae
Gene: Ns4
Product: guanine nucleotide-binding protein-like 1
Exons: 12
Coding region: 254-1981 (575 amino acids)
Molecular function (GO): GTPase activity; GTP binding
Source: RefSeq, a predicted model, not a curated record
UAUUGCAAACUAAGCUGGGGAACGAAAGUACUGUUUCCCCCUUGAACGUGUGUGAAACUGUUAUUAAAGCAAACCAAAAUCUACUUUUAAGACUGUCAACGGAGAAACAUUGAUAUUAUUUCAAGUCACGAGGCGCCUCUGUUGUAUGAUGGAGUAUUGACGUGUGUGUUAUCUGUGGUGUAUUUUUAGUCGCGCGUGGUGGUGUUGAUUGUUUACACAUCGCGUUAGCAAAAAUAAUUUAAAAAAAAAUAACAUGCCGCAAGGAAGGAGGAAGGUUCCUUUUAGCGCGAAAGCCAAGAAAAUGCAGCUGCAGAACAAGAGGAAGAUGAAAGGAGGUGUUCCAAAUUUUGUUGUCCGAGGUGACUCUGAGGAUGAAACUUCUGGUAUAAAUACAAUAAACAAGCAGCCAUCAAGCCAGAAAGGCCGAGGAAAUGCAAAUAGGUAUGCACUGCAAUUCCAUCGUGAAACUGAAGCUGAAAUUCGUGAGAGGAAGGAAGCUGCACGCCAUGCUCUAUUAUCUCUUCCUGAAACUUCAUUGGAAAUAGAUGGUAACACUUACUUUCCACCAGAUUUAGAUUUUCCUAAGAGACCACCAUGGAACUUUGAUAUGUCCCGUGAAGAACUGGAAGCACGAGAACACAGAUAUUUCAAUGAAUAUCUCUCAGAUCUUGAGAAGAAAUAUGACAGGAAGGAGCUGAGCUAUUUUGAACUGAAUUUGGAAACCUGGAGACAGCUGUGGAGGGUUCUUGAAAUGUCUGAUAUUAUCCUGAUAAUUGUGGAUAUCCGAUAUGCUGCAUUAAUGUUCCCACCAUCAUUGUACCAUCACGUUCAGAAACUUGACAAAAGUAUGAUACUAGUACUGAACAAAAUUGAUCUGUGUCCUGCUCCUGUUGUAGCAGCAUGGAUGCAUUAUUUCAAAGAAAGGUAUCCUUCUUUGCACAUUUUGAUAUUUACAUCUUUUCCAAGUUACAAUAUUCGUGGAAAUCAAGAAAAUAGAACAGGAUUACAGACACGCCGUAGACGUGGCAAACUACGUAUGGCAGCAGAAGGUGCACAGAAACUCCUUGAGGCAUGCAAAGACAUUGUUAAAGAUGAAGUUGACCUUAGUUCCUGGCAAAGUAAAAUCUCCGAGGAGAUGGAAACAGAGUACGAAUGUGAUGAUUUAGAAAUAGAAGAAACUGUGGAAAUGAAAAAGGUAGACACGAGCUAUAUUGAACAUGUAAGGUAUCGAGAGGGAGCUCUUACUAUUGGCUGUAUAGGGCAACCAAAUGUUGGGAAAUCAUCAUUAAUGAAUGCCAUAAUGGGAAAAAAGGUGGUGAGUGUUUCUAGGACCCCAGGUCACACGAAACACUUCCAAACUAUUUACCUCACAUCAAAUGUCAGACUUUGUGAUUGUCCAGGUCUGGUUUUUCCAUCAAAAGUCCCAAAGACAUUGCAAGUGCUAAUGGGGAGUUACCCAAUUGCUCAGCUCCGAGAACCAUAUUCAGCAAUUCAGUUUCUUGGGGAGAGAAUGGAUUUACCACAUUUACUACAAAUUAAGCAUCCUGAGGGAGAUGAGGAGUGGUCUGCAAUGGACAUCUGUGAUGGGUGGGCUCAGAAACGUGGUUUUUUCACAGCAAGGACAUCACGCCUCGAUUCAUAUCGAGCAGCAAAUCAUCUGUUACGUAUGGCACUUGAUGGAAAAAUAUGUCUUUGCAUGCGGCCAGCAGGCUACAGCAACAAUAAAGAAUUAUGGGAAAACCAUGAGUAUGUUGAAACUGUGCACUGGGUUCAGGCAAAAGGACAAGAGAACAACACAGAGCUGAAGGAUGGAACUGAGUCAUCUGAUGAAGAAAGUGAUACAUCUGAGAAGCAGAUUAGUCAUGAAAAUACAGGAGAAAAAAAUGAGGGUGAUUCAGAGGAGGAAGAUGAUGAAGAAGAAGAGUCUGUUGGCGCAGUUGGAUAUAGCAACAAAUUUAUGGGCCUCGACACAAGUGAUUAAUAAAACUUGAAUACUGUACUUAUUGUUAUAAGUGAGAGCUGUGAAGUUCAUCAUAAUAUAAAUUUAAAAUUAUGAAUAUCCAUAUGUUAAAAAUGUACAAUUAAAUCUUGAUUGUUCUUCUAA